Molecule: messenger RNA, 299 nt
Organism: Staurois parvus
Lineage: Eukaryota; Metazoa; Chordata; Amphibia; Anura; Ranidae
Source: the annotation of a GenBank genome assembly
AUGUAUACAGUAAUGUAUAUCCCAGCUCCCCUGUACUCCAUUAUAGUGAUAUGACAUGUUGUAUACAGUACUUACUUCCCCCCGAGUCCUCCACGGCGGUGGAGAGGGUUUCUCCUCUCAGCGGAGUAGAGCGGACCUCUCCUGCACCUGUCCCCUCAGCGGCGGUGCCGCAGAAGCCAGAAACCGGAAGUUGGAAACCGGAACACGGCUUCACAACGAGGUUUGGAGCACAGGUGCACCGCUCGCCACAGAGGAGUUUCUCCUUGCAUUUGGCGAGCGGCUUUUUCAAGCCCUGCUAU